AUGGCGACUUCUACAUCCACAGUCGAGCUGCAGCCAUUGUCGGUCCCCGGGAGGACGAAGCAGAUCGGCCCCGCGCCCAACGACGACGCCGCUCUUCGCCCAGACUUCUUCGCCGGCGACGGCCAGAGACUCGUCGACGAGUGCGCUGCGGCGCCGGACAACGAUGCCCCAGCGGGAGCCGUGUCGGCGUUGCAGCAAUGGAAUAACCCCAGCGGCAACGUGUUUCGGCUCGUCGCGUGCUUCUGGUGUUUCCUGGUGAUGGGCGCCAACGACGCAGCCUACGGACCUCUUCUUCAAUCUCUCAUCAGCUACUACGACCUGACCUAUACCGUCGUCUCGCUCGUCUUCCUGUCGCCGUUCGCCGGCUACGUCGGCUCCGCGCUGCUCAACAACUACCUGCACCUGCGCGUCGGCCAGCGCGGCGUGGCCGCCCUCGGCGCCGCGAGCCACAUCAUCGCGUACGUCAUAAUCGCGACGCACCCGCCCUUUGUCGCCCUCAUCUUCGCUUUCAUGCUCGCCGGCUUCGGCAACGGCAUCAACGACGCCGCGUGGAACGCCUGGGUCGGCAACCUCGACCGCUCCAGCGAGCUGCUCGGCUUCCUGCAUGCCUUCUACGGCGUGGGAGGCGUCAUCAGCCCGUUCAUCUCGACUGCCAUGAUCACCAAGGGCGGCCUCCCUUGGUACACGUUCUACUACCUCAUGAUUGGCAUCGCUGGAGUGGAACUGGUGGCGAUGACGGUGGCGUUCUGGAAGUCCACUGGGGCCGUCUACCGCGCCGGUCACCGAGAGUCCCAGCGGUCGCACACCGGAAAAGAGACUGGCCUUGAUGAGGCCCUAUUCCAGAAGCCAGCAGCGCGCAUCUCGUGGGUCUCUGCGCUCUUCCUUCUCUGCUAUGUCGGUGUCGAAGUGGCUCUCGGCGGCUGGAUCGUGACUUUCAUGAGCAAAGUUCGCAAGCAAGACGACUUCUCCAGUGGCAUGUCGGCAGCUGGCUUUUGGCUUGGCAUCACGUUUGGCCGUGCCAUUUUGGGCUUUGUGAGUCCUCGGAUCGGUGUCAAGCUGGCCAUCUCGAUUUACAUUGGCUGCGCUGCAGCGUUGGAGCUCGUAUUCUGGCUUGUGCCACAAUUCAUUGUCUCUGCCGUUGCGGUAUCACUGCAAGGCUUCUUCCUGGGGCCCAUGUUUCCUGGAGCCGUUCUGGUCGCCAGCAAGCUGCUCCCGAAGCACCUACAUGUAGUGGUGAUUGGCUUCGCCGCAGCGUUUGGCGGAUGCGGUGCAGCGAUUUUGCCCUUUGUGACGGGUCUACUUGUGCAAGGGUCAGGACCGACUGUUCUGCAACCUAUUAUUCUUGCUCUGUUGGUGGUGAUGCUGGUUGUCUGGCUGCUUCUGCCACGAAUCGACAAGAAGCGCGACUGA
Messenger RNA from Cordyceps fumosorosea ARSEF 2679, 1410 nucleotides. RefSeq names its product Major facilitator superfamily domain, general substrate transporter. Gene Ontology annotation, molecular function: transmembrane transporter activity. The transcript has 5 exons. NCBI's taxonomy places the organism in Eukaryota, Fungi, Ascomycota, Sordariomycetes, Hypocreales, Cordycipitaceae. Gene Ontology annotation, cellular component: membrane. The coding region runs from base 1 to 1410 and encodes 469 amino acids. The record is from RefSeq and is a predicted model, not a curated record. Gene Ontology annotation, biological process: transmembrane transport.